This is a messenger RNA of Kockovaella imperatae, 690 nucleotides long. RefSeq lists its product as hypothetical. The coding region runs from base 1 to 690 and encodes 229 amino acids. The transcript has 4 exons. The record is from RefSeq and is a predicted model, not a curated record. Lineage: Eukaryota; Fungi; Basidiomycota; Tremellomycetes; Tremellales; Cuniculitremaceae.
AUGUCGUCGAGCCGCAGCAGUGCCGAUCUCGACCGCCCACCAACACCGGAGCAACUCGUCGAAGCUCAAUCGUCGGAGCUCUUCGAUGAGGAUGGCCACCGGACGACUUUUGGAGAAUUGACCAGGGGCAAGCGAGUGGUAGUGAUCUUCAUCCGUCAUUGGUGGUGUAUCGUUUGUCAGACAUACAUUAAGAGGUUAGCAGCUCAGAUACCGCCGUCCAACCUUCCAGAAGGGACUUCUGUCAUCGUCAUCGGAUGCGGUGGCUAUGCUCCAAUCAAGGCAUACAAAUCAGGCUCUUCGGACAUUUACCCAAUUUACGCCAAUCCUUCGCUCUCACUGUACAAGCUAUUCGACUUUACAGCCAAAUUGAAACCUGAGGAUCCUGAUAAUCCCAAAGAAUAUACAUCAGACCUUGGGUCGAGUGUUCAGAGGGUGUUUACGGGGCUCAAAGUGGCCUUGAAACGGAUCGAUCAUCUGAAUUCUCAUGGCCCCAUCGCACAGAAUGGCGGAGAAGUCGUAUUGGAAGCCGACGAAAGAUGCUCCUUCUUUCACCGGAUGCAGAAUACUGCUGACCAUACCGAUCUGAUUCACCUCGCCAAAGCUAUCGGAGCAGAAUACAACCCCCCUAGCGCCGCCGAGAAAGCCAAAGAAGCAGAGCCAAUGACGUGUGAUGGACCGGUCAAGGCUUAA